CGGAUGCGCUAUUCCGAUUUUCUCUCUUCUCAGCCUGAGGAGGGCAGCCGGCUGGCCGGUGGAGGGAGUGCUGCUGGGGAGGCCGCGACACCCCCCACCCCACCCCCAAGGCCGGCAGGUGCAUGUGGGAGAGUCUUCGGCAGGUGGCUGCUGCUCCCCUUGUCGGGCAAAUCCUUUAGGUUUGGACCCCUGUCCCCAUUACUGAAGCUGCAGUUUCAGCCUCAGGUCACUGGGUCCCCAGUUUAAAACACGACCUUUGUUUUUGGGGGUAGCAGAGCAGCAUCCCAAUUUGAGAUCUUUUUGACCUUUUCACUGGCGAUCGAUUAAUUUGUUUCAGUCCCCUGAAAACAGGUAUGAGCGUAGAAGCUUGAGAAAUUGAGAAUUAAGAGACUUCUGCUUUGUUCCAGCUAUAACUGCUGGUGAAGCCCUGUGAACGCAGCGUGCCGUCGGCCCAGGAGUCAUGUAGGGAUCAGCUUUCUCAGGGGUGAAGCUCCUGGAGACUGGUUUGGUCUGAGCCUGAGCGGGGCCUAUUUCUCAGUCCAUAAGGGGACCUUAGAGCCAGCCACACCCAGGAGCCAGCUCCUGGGCAGAACAUCACCUGGAGAAGACUGGGGUGAUGUCGCUAAGAGCCCGUCAAAACAAACAUGGAAGAAGUCCUUUCUUAUUUCAUGGCUUGGGUACAAAAAAGGUGGCAUGGUCUGGCCCCCUGCCUUGCUGCACCUCCCAUUGUCAGGGCUCUACCUGAGCGCCCGGCCAGCUGGAUGAUGGCAGAGCAAAGGCCAGGCACUGCUGGAGGCGGUGCUAGGGCAGGAUCACUGCACAUGGCUCUGCAGUUUAUGCUGGACUCACAGACCCCCUGCCCAGGAAGCAGGAUCCUGGCUUGAUCUGCCCCACAGAAGGGUAGGCUUGUCAGUUACAUCAGGCCACCCACUGGGUGACUGCUGGCCCGCAUUGGUAAGCCCAGCUAUAGGAGUAAACAGUUGUUGGCAAUAUCAGGGUUCCUGAGACAGAGGGUCGGGAACUACCCCCCCAAUAAUAACAAUAAUGGGAGCUAAAUUCUUCUAUACAUUGUCUCCUUUACUCUUUACCGUCCACCACCCCAAUAUAAGUAGUACCCUACUAUGUCCUGCAAGAAUUGAUCCUCACAAUGACUGAAGAGCUCAGGGUCAUGCAGGUAGCAACUCCAAAUCUUUCUGCCCCUAGAGCCUGUGCUCAUAACUCCUGGGCUGCACCCUGAGACUUUUACAUUGUGCCUUUUAUUGAUUUGCUGGUCCGCAGUAUUUUCUGAGCUAUGCCACUUUACACGCCAGCUGUAACCCCAAUUGUAAAGGGCCUUUCUGGGUAUUUUGCAGGGACAGCAAAGAAGUGGGAAACUUGAAGUGUAGAGAAGGCUACAAGGAGGGGAGGGCCAGCCAGAACAGGGAGGUCAGCAUCCCCGAUGUCCCUGCAAGAGAAGAGGAGGCCAUCUCUCUUCUUUUGGCUCCCCAAGAAUCCAAGCCUGGCCCACAGAGCACCCCAGAUGUUAGGGGCUACCAUCUGCCUUCCAUCUAUCUCCCAAGUCCCAACCAGGUUACUAUGCGUUUCAAAUAAUCUGCAUGAAAAGUGAGGCCCAAAAACUCAUUUAAGGAGCACAAAUCAGUUCCUGAUUGAUUCCUCUUCCAUAAGGCCAUUCAGACCUUCCUACCAGUCUUUUCUGGAAGAUACUCCAGUGUCUGGAUUGAAAGCAGAUGACAGCAUCAGCUCACAGCUCUAUCUGCAUCUAGCUUGGAUAUAAAAUAUUUGCUUUCAUCCACAUUUGCUAAACUAAUAAACAUUUCUGUGCCCUCCAGGUUAUGUCAUGAUAGCUUCUGAACUAGUCUUUUUUGGUUUUCUGGUUGUUACUUAGUAGCAGGAGUAAUUUCUUUCCUGAAAUGUCAACCCUGUGGUUGGGGUCUGUAUGGUGACACGAUGUGUUUGCAACUGAAAUUUGGGUUUGACCAACACCUUAGCCUCUCAACAGAAAAGGGAAAAGGUAAAAGGGCAGCAGAGAGGAGAAGGAAUAUUGCCCCAGUGCAGUCUGGGGACGUGAGUUCCCUCCGGUGGGGAGCCUGAGGGCCCAGCGGUGAGAGCUGCGGAGCCUUUGUCUGAGGAGAGUGAAUCUGGGCCUCUUUCUGGCAGCUGCAGAGGGAUGGUGUGGCCCUAGAGUCCCCUUGACUGUUGGAUCUACCCCGACUUUCACCCAGAUGGAAGCCUCUAGAGAAGAUGUGACCUCUGGUGACCUACUUGGCUGACUGAUUAUUCCAUAAUCUGGUUGCUCGCCGGCAUGAUGCUGGGGCAGGAGGCCGCCGCCCGCAGAUGUCAGAAUGGCCGAGCUGGAUGCAGACUUGGAUCAUGUCGUCCCCUGUUCGGUUCUGCCUCCCUUCUGGGCUAAGUUCGUAGUGGGGUUCGUUUCCCUCGUGUGCUUCGCGCGUAGCUACGAUGGAGACUUUGUCUUCGACGACUCCGAAGCUAUUGUGAACAAUAAGGACCUCCGAGCAGAAACGCCCCUUGGGGACCUGUGGCAUCAUGACUUCUGGGGCAGCAGGCUGAGCAGCAACACCAGCCACAAGUCCUACCGACCUCUCACUGUCCUGACCUUCAGGAUCAACUACUACCUGGCAGGGGGCUUCCACCCCGUCAGCUUCCAUGUGGUCAACAUCCUCCUGCACAGCGGGGUCUCCAUCCUCCUGCUGGAUGUCUUCUCCGUGCUGUUCGGGGGUCUGCACUACACCAGUCGGGGCCGCAGGGUGGACCUGGCCCCCCGAUCGUCCCUGCUGGCCGCUCUGCUGUUCGCCGCACAUCCAGUGCACACCGAGUGUGUUGCUGGAGUCGUCGGCCGGGCGGACCUCCUGGGCGCCCUGUUCUUCCUCCUGUCUUUCCUUGGCUACUGCAAAGCCUUCAGAGAAAGUAACAAGGAGGGAAGACACUCCACGUUCUGGGUGCUGCUGAGUAUCCUCCUGGGCGCCGUGGCCAUGCUGUGCAAAGAGCAAGGGAUCACCGUGCUGGGCCUGAACGCCAUCUUUGACAUCCUGGUGAUUGCCAAAGUGAACAUCUUGGAAAUGGCCCAGCGGCUGCUCCAUAAGGGUGCGUCUCUAGAGAACAUCGGUGGAUUCAGAAACGGGGGCCUCCUCUUCAGAAUGACCCUCUUGGCCGUGGGGGGAGCAGGGGUGCUCUAUGUGCGCUGGAAGGUCAUGGGCACCGGGCCGCCCGCCUUCACCGAGGUGGACAACCCUGCCUCCUUUGCCGACAGCAUGUUGGUCCGGGCCAUAAACUAUAAUUACUACUACUCGUUGAAUGCCUGGCUGCUGCUGUGCCCCUGGUGGCUGUGUUUUGAUUGGUCGAUGGGCUGUAUCCCCCUCAUUAAAUCUGUCGGUGACUGGCGGGUCAUGGCACUAGUGGCUCUCUGGUUCUGCCUGAUUGGCCUGACAUGCCAAGCUCUAUGCUCAGAAGACAGCCACAAGAGAAGGGUCCUGACGCUGGGCCUGGGACUGCUCGUUAUCCCAUUUCUGCCCGCGAGUAACCUGUUCUUCCGUGUGGGCUUCGUGGUGGCGGAGCGAGUCCUCUACCUCCCCAGUGCCGGCUACUGCAUGCUGCUGACCUUCGGAUUCCGGGCUCUCAGUAAACACACCAAAAAAAAGAAGCUCCUGGCUGCUGUCCUCCUGGGGAUCUUGCUCAUCAACGUGCUGAGGUGCCUGGUGCGCAGCGGCGAGUGGCGGAGUGAAGAGCAGCUCUUCAGGAGCGCCCUGUCUGUGUGCCCGCUCAAUGCCAAGGUUCACUACAAUGUUGGCAAAAACCUGGCUGAUAAAGGCAAUCAGACAGCUGCCAUCAGAUAUUACCGGGAAGCUGUGAGAUUAAACCCCAAGUACGUUCACGCCAUGAAUAAUCUUGGAAACAUCUUAAAAGAAAGGAACGAGCUGCGGGAAGCAGAGGAGCUGCUGUCAUUGGCCGUGCAGAUCCAGCCGGACUUCGCGGCAGCCUGGAUGAACUUAGGCAUCGUACAGAACAGCCUCAAACGGUUCGAAGCUGCAGAGCAGAGCUACCGGACGGCAAUCAAACACAGGAGGAAAUACCCAGAUUGCUACUACAACCUGGGGCGACUGUAUGCAGAUCUCAACCGCCACGUGGACGCCCUGAACGCCUGGAGAAACGCUACUGUGCUGCGGCCAGAGCACAGCCUGGCCUGGAACAACAUGAUCAUCCUCCUGGACAACACAGGAAAUUUAGCCCAGGCCGAAGCAGUGGGCAGAGAGGCCCUGGCAUUAAUACCUAAUGACCACUCUCUCAUGUUCUCGUUGGCCAACGUGCUGGGGAAGUCCCAGAAAUACAAGGAAUCUGAAGCUUUAUUCCUCAAGGCAAUUAAAGCCCAUCCAAAUGCUGCCAGCUACCACGGUAAUUUGGCGCUAACCUUCAUGUCCACGCCUGAGGGGCCCUUCGGGCCUGCCUGGAGACUGAACCCCCGAGCACCCCGCAGUCUCGGGAUUUCGUUGCAGCUGGCCUUGUUCCGGAAAGAACAGUCACCAGCUUGACUAAUAUUUCAGGAAGUCUUGUGUCUCUGCAGAUUUGGUGAGUGUCCUGGCACUCUCUUCUUUCUCCUACUUCCGUCUUAAGGCAGCGACCCUCUCCAUUUCUGGGUUUCCUUCCUAACCAGACUGGGUUUCCUUCCUAACCAGUGGCCCCUUUAUUCAGCACUUCUUUAUUUCCAUGUUUCUGUCGCGAAUCACAGUAGGGGUGGGGGGAGUGUCGAGGCAAACUUGGGGAGAGCUGCCAGUUUAGGAAAUCAGAGCCAGAUCAUCAGCCUUUCCCUCCUUGAGAAUAAGGAUCGUGAACCCCAGAAGCUGGUUUAGGGUGUGUCUAGUUUGCCUGACAACGUGCUGCUGCUCCCGUCCCUCUUGGAAUGUGGCCCUAUAGACUUAGCCCACGAGGGUUUGAGCAUCGUGAUGACAAUCAGGACCCUGGGGUUCUGAUUCUGUCACAUUUCUUAAGCAUUUUGUUUUCAUUUCAGACUACUGACUUAAAAUACACAGAACAGAGGAUCAGGCCCCACAGCAAACUGGGGAAACCCUAGUAACCAAAGUGGUUGCUGCCUUGCUUUGCCCAUCAGAGAGGAGAGAUGAUGGGGAGAUAUGGAGGGGGGGAUCUCCUGAGAAUGAUGCUGAGUAAAAAACUUAGGAGGCGGCACUUCCCCGCUGGCUGAACUACGCGCGCCUGCAGACUCUGAAGCCUGCCUCUCCUCCAUCACUGCACCCCACAGGCCGUGUGAUUCUCCUGUGGGAGGUAGCCGACAUGGGGGGUGCACCAAGCUCAAACUGAAAGGAAAUCUGUGUCACACCUUUUCUUGCAUUUACCAGUUGUACAACCUUAUUCAAGUAUAGGCGGGUGGGUAGCGUGUUCCCCAACUCAUGUUCACAUAGAACCUCAGAAUGUAGCCAUAUUUGGAAAUACGGCCUUUCCAGGUAGCAUUAGCUCAGGAUCUUGUGAUGAAAUCCCGGAUGUGAGGUGGCCCUCGGUCCAGUGACUAGCGUCCGCUGCAGAGAGCACAGGAAGACUUGGGGAGAAGACCGGUUCGCGGGAGCGUGGGUGGAGGCUGAGAUUGGACCGGUGUGGCCACAGUCAAGGAACGCUGGGAGCCACAGGAAACCGCAGGAGACCAGGAAGAGCCUCCCUGGAGCCUUCUCAGAGAGCGAGGACCUGCCGGCUGGAAGCUGCCUCCAGAGCCGCCUCCCUGUGGUCAAAAGUCACCUCGUUCACAGUCAUUGUGGCAGCCCUAGGGCAUGACUAGGCCAGGGGCUCUGUCUUACAGCAGCUCGGCUACUUCAUCUAUAAGGUGGGGGACAAUACUAACGUUUUUCAUAGAGCUAUUAUGAAGAUUACAUGAGAAGAGGUACAUCAAGCCCUAGAGCCAUGUUGGCACAUAAUAACAUCCAAAUUAAUUGAAGGGAUAGCCCUCACUUAUCUUGAGGCUUUUAUCCUGUAAUUAAGUAAUCUAAAAACCAUCUCAGAUUUCUAUUUUUAUUGCUGCUGAUCUAAGUCUGAGCAGGGCAACAAGUACUUGAAGUCAAUUACACUGUUUAUCAAAACUGCCUAGGACAUCCUGCAUUUCUAGUUUUAUCUCUAUGACUUUUUUCCCCCCAAGGACCAAUAAAGCUUUCUACUUCCUACUUAUGUGAUAAGUGUUUGAGGAAAUAUUUUCCCUGUAGAUUAAAAUUGCACUUUUAUUCGUCUUCUAAAAACAGUUUUGUCUCAGCAGUUGCAUUCAUUUUGAUGGCUAGACUUGAGAUUUGUCUUGUGAAAAAUCACAACUGCUCAUUUCUGGAACUUUCUGAUAAAGUAUGUAGAUGAUCAUUCUAUAGCCUGGUCUAGAGAACAGCAGGCAUCAGCAAACAGAGCGUGGAAAAAGCAGACUAGGAGUGUGAGAGCUACCCCAGGGUCAACUCUACCAGCUUGACAUUUUUUUUAAAAGCUUCCCGAAAAUUCUAUUAGUUACAAACUUCCAAUCCUGCCAUGAGCCACUAGGAACCUGGGCUGAGUCACUUAAUUACUAGGUGUCUGUUGCUUCUAAUAAAAGUAACUCUGGCAGUGAUGGUGACUGUUUGUUCAUUU
Molecule: messenger RNA, 6618 nt
Organism: Talpa occidentalis (Iberian mole)
Lineage: Eukaryota; Metazoa; Chordata; Mammalia; Eulipotyphla; Talpidae
Gene: TMTC4
Product: transmembrane O-mannosyltransferase targeting cadherins 4
Exons: 18
Coding region: 2343-4544 (733 amino acids)
Biological process (GO): protein O-linked glycosylation via mannose; endoplasmic reticulum unfolded protein response
Cellular component (GO): endoplasmic reticulum
Molecular function (GO): mannosyltransferase activity; protein binding
Source: RefSeq, a predicted model, not a curated record